This is a messenger RNA of Alosa alosa (allis shad), 4641 nucleotides long. RefSeq names its product E3 SUMO-protein ligase ZBED1-like. Bases 2675 to 4627 code for a protein of 650 amino acids. Gene Ontology annotation, molecular function: protein dimerization activity. The record is from RefSeq and is a predicted model, not a curated record. NCBI's taxonomy places the organism in Eukaryota, Metazoa, Chordata, Actinopteri, Clupeiformes, Clupeidae. The transcript is spliced from 5 exons.
UCUCCCAACUACUCGCCCACUAGCCCCAAGGGCUCCACCUACAGCCCGACGUCCCCCUGAUACGGCUCCACCUCCCCCACCUACAGCCCGACGUCCCCCUGAUACGGCCCCACCUCCCCCACUGCCUCACCCAGCCCUGCCAUCAGGCCUGACGACAGCGAUGAGGAGAACAGUUUUUCAACUUUAACUUAAACUUUUCUUCGAGUCGUUUACUUUUGUCUAUGUAUAGUUAAAGGUGCACUAUGAGUUCCUGCAUGGUUUCAGCGCAAUUUCAUUUUUGUCUCAAAUCGUUGACAUCUCUCCUUGAUAAAAAGUUGCCUGCCCCCUGAACUUUGAAAAAGCCCAGUCUAUGGACACAACACAGGGUUCGUAAACGUCAGACAAACACUAGGGGCACAGGCUGUGCACCAAUAUAUAACAAACCACGUUCCGGCCAAUCACCGACAAGAUGGUUGGGGGUGUGGGUGGGGGUUAGUGUGCGUCGAGUUGAUUGAGUAGUGUAAAAUAUUGUAUAAAGACCUAGAAUAUAAUUUUACUCACUGGCUCAGCCAUCUUAGCGUUAGCGUAGCACAAAUCCACUUUCCAUUUCCAUGCGCGUUCAUGACAGUUACGGAAACGUGGGGGGAGGGGCAAGCUUGCUCUGUUUUGUUUGGUAUUUACUUGGAACGUCAACAGAAGUGAUGUCAUGCAGGAACUCAUAGUGCGCCUUUAAGUAAUGAUUAUUCUAUUUUUUAUAUAUUAUGUGCUUGAAUAAGAUAUAUAAUUUACACUGGCAAUGUACUUGUACUGUCAAUCUCUUGCACUAUGAUACCACUGCACCUUUCUGCAUUUUAUUCCACACCCUUCCACAUGAUACAAUCUAACUUUACUGUAAUGGCACACUAUUGAUCUUCCUUUGGAUUUUUGUAGUAUGUAUGUGUGCGUGGAUGUCAUACAGUAUGUCUGUGUGCCUAUAUGUAUGUGACAUGGUGACAUCAUGGCGACUUCCUGUCCCAUCUGAGGAAGUCGGACAGCAUUUCUAACCAGCAUGCAUCGCGUUCAAUCUAGUCUGGGUCUCUCUCUCUCUCUCUCUCUACUAGUGUUUACACUCUUUAUUUUUUGUUUUUUGUCUUCUUUGUGGGUCUCCCUGCAUAUUUUGAAUGAAAUGUUUUACACCAUGCCAUGACCUACCCAGCUAAAUAAUACUAUCAUAUUAUCAAGGUAAGAGCCACAGUAAUUAUAACUAUAUAGUUUGGAGCCCCACUGCUUAACAUAAGUGCAGACAGCAGGGCCAGGGUGGUGGGGUCCCACAGCCACCAGAAGGACAGAUCAACAAGAAUCUGUUGCAGCUGCACCAUCUGUUGAUAAGAGUACCAUGUUGAACCAGUCUCGAAGACAUCAACAACUCUUCCCAAGGUCUCAAGGUUGGCAGUGGCACCUCGGAAUGUGCGACGAGUCAUCACGACCAGUAAAUUUCCACACCAGAGACACAGGGCUGCUUUCUGCCCUGCUAUGAUAUAUAAGAUAAGACUAGAGAGCACAUUGUUGGUCAGCUUAGCUUUUUUAUUCUUCCCUUGCCAGCUUGAAACGGAGAACUCCUUUUUUUGUGUGCUAAUAAAACUGGAUCGGUGAUAGAUUGGGCAAAGAAAGUCCACUCUAGACUGUUUUUAUCCUGUUCUUCAUUGCAUUUUUAUCCUUUUCCUGAUCUUCUGCCUCACUGCUACAUCGCUGCUGAAGUUUGCUCAGGAGUAACCUGCCCAUACUGAUACUGUUAAGAUACCAAGAUGUGGAAACUCUAGGGGAAACAGAUCCAGAGAUAAACGGGAACGCCGCGGGGGGAGACAACAAGGGAGAAACGCAGGACCCGUGGAAACAGUCUCCAUUGCAACCAACCACCACACUCAGUUACCACAAUCAUUAUCCCCACCCAAAGGACUUCUCCGCCUGGCCCCCGCUGUCCAGAGGCCCUGCUUUCCCACAGGUGAUUUACAUUUAUUCAUUUAGCAGACACUGUUAUCCAAAGUGACUUGCCUAAUUCAUAAUGCAUAAUAGAAUAUUAUGUCAACUAUAUUACAAGGGAUUACAUUGCAAGUUGCUGUCCCCUGAGCAACAUCUUGCUCAAGGGCACUACGGUAUUGAACCCACAACUUUUCAGGCUACUGCAAUCUAGCCAGGCUCCUUAACCACUACACUACAACCCAGCCCCCAACCCGGACCGGCUGUCUAUGGAGGGCAUAUAUGGGCUGAUGAAUGGCCUCCUGACUACUAAAAUAUGAAAGGUCGUCUUUGUCUGGAGCCAGACAAAUCUUGACACAUGAAUUUCUGCAGCUACAUGACUGUUGAUAAGAGAAUACCGCUUUAAACCAGUUCAGACACCCAAAAGCAUUGUCAUGUGAUCAAGGUCACUGCUGUGUGUGUGUGUUGUUGAUUAUCAGGUGUGUGGUGCCUCUGUGUCUUAGCCCUACCCCUUGGAGGCAUAUAUAUAUGACCAGUAUAACUAUUGUGUAUUGAGAAGCAGAAACCUUUUUUGUAUAUUAAUGAAGCUGGAUGAUUGGUGAAGAUCGAGCAAAGAAAGUCCAAUCUAUUUAGAUUUUUGUUGUGUUCCUGAUUGCAUUUAUAUUUUUCCUCUUUUGUGUAUCAUCAUUAUAUCAAUGCUGAAGUCUGCUAUAGUGUAACCUGCCCAUACCCAGAAGCAAUGGCAAGAAACUCAGGAGGUGUUGAACUCUUCUGCGCUGGCAGCAAUCUCAGUGGUGUGAUCCAUGCCAACGUCAGCGGUCCAAGAGUCUGCAGUUCAGACCAAGAGGAUAACAUCAGGGAGGACUUCAGGGGAAACUGUGUCAACGUCACAGGGCUCGGUGGCUGGACAACAGACACCAGAUUCGCUACGCAAGGAAACUGGCCAAGACAUAAACAAACAAUGCCGUACUUCGACAGCUGGUCACCUGCUGAUGGAAAUCCCACUGAAUUCCCAGCCCCACUGAAGACGGAGGAAACUUUACUCUACAAAGAGUAUAACCAACAACAGAUUGAAGUGGAUAUCGUCAGUUAUCCCAGUAUCAUGGCAUCCAGCAGGAAGCAAUGCAGAAGGAGGAGUGGGAACAGCAAGAGCAGAAAACGAUACUUGGCUGAGUUACAACCCGUGACCGUACCUCAACAAGUCUCUCAAGUGGUAUUCAUUUCAGAAGAUGAGCAUCUGAAGCACCACCUUUUGAAAAUGCUGGUAACUGACCUGCUGCCCUUUAGCAAGGUGAAAGACGUGGGCUUUCGAGCCUACUGCCGGGCCCUCAACCCGACCUUUGACCCGCCUUCCUCCGCCCUGUGGGUGCGCACAGAGCUCCAGAGCGUGUACGAGCACAUCAAGGCUGAGGUGCGUAACAUGCUGCAGUCGGUCCCAGAGGUGGCUCUGACCGCUGAGAUGUGGACGCACACCUCUGAGGGCGUCUACUUGACGGUCAGCUGCCACUUCAUCGAUCGCUACUGGAAGCGCCGGAACUGCCUGCUGGAGACGGUGGCGCUAGAUUCGGAAAGGGAUGCGUCCCGCGUGGCCGAGCAGCUUCUGAAGACGUCCAGCGACUGGGGCAUCGCCGACAAGGUCAAGGUGGUCGUGUCCAACAUGAUUUGCAAAGGCAGCAUGACGGAAAGUUGCGAGGCCAAAGGCUGGGCGCACGUCCGCUGCUUCGUGUGCAAUCUGGACAUCGUGUUCCGCGAGGCGCUCGCCAAGCUUGACGAGCCGUUGUGGCGCGUGCCACAGCUCCUGCGCAAGUGUCGUGCCAUCGUGCGCUUCUUCCAGCAGGAGCGCGAUGCCCAGCGGCAGCUCCGUGCCAACCAGGAGAAGCUGAAUCUCAGCCCAUUGCGGCUCGUCCAGGCCGCCGCGGAGGACACAUGGCUGGACGUGGGUACCAUGCUCCAGCGGUUGUCCGAGCAGCGAGCUGCCAUCAACCUGGUGCUCCUGCAGCAUGUCAAGGAGGACCUCUGGCUGAACGAUCGCGAUGUGGAAAAAAUCAAUUCUGUACUAGCUGCCCUGCAGCCCCUCAGGGACACAGCAAAGGAGAUGGUGAGCGACGGGUACGAGUCACUCUCCAACAUCAUCCCGCUCGUCGACAACCUGCAGAAGUCGAUGGCCCGGCUGUCCGAGGAUGGCAAUCAGGUGGCCAAGGCGCUGGCAGACGUCUGCUUGAGGCGCUUCAGCCAUGCGGGGGACCACCGCUGGAUGGCCUUGAGCACUGCGAUGGACCCGCGCUUCAAGAACAUCAUGCUCUUCAGCAGCAGGGCGCAGACGAUCGAACAGAAACUCCAAGCGGAGCUGAAAGCUCUGUGCCCGAGUAAAGACGCCAGUCCAUUGGGCUUUGGGACAGACGAAGUGGACGCGAUACUGAAGAAGUACAAGAGCACCAACACGAUGGUCAGAGAUCAGAACCCGCUGGACUUUUGGAGACUGCCCAGGGGGUUUAAGAAGCUAAGCCACAUCGCACAAAAAUAUCUUACAGUCGUGUCGACGGCCGUCCCUCUACAGAGGGCCUUCAACCCAGAAAUUUCCAGAAGGGUGCACCACAGCAGGUGUCACCUGGAGCCUGAGAACGUGAACUUGAUGAUGUUCCUGAAUGGACACUGGUCCAUCGAGAGCAGUAACUCACCAGAGUCAGAAUAAAUUUUGUUUUCAUA